This is a messenger RNA of Manihot esculenta (cassava), 1647 nucleotides long. Its product is annotated as cytochrome b561 and DOMON domain-containing protein At5g35735. Bases 272 to 1441 code for a protein of 389 amino acids. NCBI's taxonomy places the organism in Eukaryota, Viridiplantae, Streptophyta, Magnoliopsida, Malpighiales, Euphorbiaceae. The transcript is spliced from 3 exons. The record is from RefSeq and is a predicted model, not a curated record.
UUAAAACGGUUCUAUUGCUUAAUUACUGUAUUUUUUUUAAUUUUCUUCUCCCAGUCCCAGUGGGAAUUGGUCAAGAAACCACAACCCCACUUCUCCUCGGAGACUCCUGUAUAAAUACUUCCUCAAGUUUUCUGGAUACACAACUCUUAAGCCUCACCUCAUCAGGGGACAAUUUCAGGACACACGCAGAUUCUGAAACUCGUUCCCUAAAGGCAGAAUCAAUCCCCCCAGGCGUCUCUGUAACUGAUCAUCGGAAUUCAGAUCAGUAGCCAUGGAUAAAUCUCUGACAACUGCUUUAUUCUCUUGUGUUCUGCUUAUCUCCUUGUGGGUUCCCUCAUCUUUGGCUCAAACUUGCGGAGGCCAUACGUUCUCUAGCAAUCAAGUAUUCAGCAGUUGCAGUGAUCUUCCUGUUUUGAGUUCUUACAUCUACUGGAGUUAUCAUCCAUCAAAUCUCACAGCUGAUAUUGCGUAUCGGAAAACUGGAGCAUCCACCGCCAAUUGGUAUGUGUGGUCUCUUAAUCCAAGCGGCCAACGGAUGGUUGGGUCACAGGCUCUUCUGGCUUUUCAUAACUCCAGUAGUGUCCCUGUUGCUUAUACCACCAAAAUAGACAGCUUCUCCCCGUCGAUGCAACAGGGUGACUUGGAUUUUCAGGUCUCAAACAUUAAAGCAGAGUAUUCAAACGGCGAUAUGAUAAUAUUUGCUACUCUGCACCUUACGAGUAGCUUGUUAUCCACCAACCAAGUGUGGCAGGAAGGUACCGUGAGCGGAACUUCUUUCAAUCCCCACUCCAUGGAUUCAGCAAACAAAGCAUCAGUGGGAACUAUAAAUUUUGAGACUGGAACAACAGUUGCCGGAACUGCUCCAACAAGCAGCAAGAAGAAUGUUCAUGGGGUAUUGAACGCAGUGAGCUGGGGAGUUUUGAUGCCUAUGGGAAUCAUGAUAGCUAGGUAUUUGAAGGUGUUCAAAGUUGCAAACCCAGCUUGGUUUUAUCUACACGUUGCUUGCCAAUCCUCUGCCUAUAUCAUCGGAGUUGCUGGAUGGGGAACCGGUCUUAAACUCGGCAGCGAUUCUCCUGGAGUCAAAUACUCCAAGCACAGGAACAUCGGCAUAACCCUCUUCUGCUUUGCAACUCUUCAGGUAUUUGCCCUGUUGUUGAGGCCAAAGCCAGAUCACAAGUACAGAUUGUAUUGGAACGUCUACCACCAUUCUAUUGGAUAUGCAACCAUUGCUUUGAGCAUCGCCAACAUCUAUGAAGGUUUUGACAUUCUGGAUCCUGAGAAGAAAUGGAAGAGGAUUUAUACUGGAAUUAUCAUAUUCUUGGGUGCCGUUGCAGCUGUUCUAGAAAUUUUCACAUGGAUUAUAGUCAUCAAAAGAAAGAAAACUACAAGUUCUGAUAAACAUGCCAAUGGAACAAAUGGGGUUAAUGGAUAUAGUGCUUAGAGCACAACACACAUAUGUUACAUAGGACCUAUUUAUGACUUUAGGCUUGUCUUUAUUUUUUCUUUUUUAAAUAUUUUUUCUGAUACAGAGAUUUACUUAUAUCUUUGUAGAGAUCAUUUGUGUUAGGAAGAUAUUUUGGUGUGUUAUAGAAUACAGUGGAUUUUGAGAUAUGAGAUUAAUAUUAUAUUUCAUUUUUUUAGCCUUUA